Messenger RNA from Trichobilharzia regenti, 2217 nucleotides. Lineage: Eukaryota; Metazoa; Platyhelminthes; Trematoda; Strigeidida; Schistosomatidae. The record is from the annotation of a GenBank genome assembly.
AUGACAGGAUCAUUAAAAAAUCCUAUCAGAUAUUUGGUUAUCGGAGAGGAGUGGAUUGUCAAGCUUGUUAAUUAUUUGGAAGAUGUCACUACGGAUGAAAAUAACCAAAAGUCUAACACAUCGAAUGAACAGUUUUUAUCUAUUAUCAAAAAGCUUGUUGAGGUUUUUGAAAAUCUGGAGCUGGAUUUGACAAAAGCAGAAUCCAAGAUCCGAGAAAAUCGGGAAAUGGUUUAUACCCUUGUAAAACGAUUCGACCGUAUAGGCAGAUUUUGCAUGAGUGAAAUCCCUUCUGUUGUUCAAAAAGAACACGACCAAGCUUCUAAUACCUUGACAACUUUGAAAUGGAAUAUAAAAAAGACUCAGGAUGAAUAUGACAGAAUAUCUACAAGAUUGAAGUCAUUGAAUGCAACGAAAAACAGUAUUGAGAGUGAAAUUUCACGUCUCACAGGAUGCACAUGUUUGGUAAAUGAAAAGUCUUCAAUUACAGAAGCAGAACUGAAUGAAAUAAUUGAUAAAACGAAUGUAGCAUUGGAUAGUCUUCAGAAAGCUAAUAGUCUUUUGAAUGAAACUCAAAUAAGAUUUAAUGCUGUAAAACGAAGAGCAGAAGAAACUCGUAAUAAUUUAGCAUCAGAUGUUGGGAAGGCUGAACAAAAUCUUCUUGAAGCCCAAUUGAAACUAAAAGAAGCCACAGAAGUUGAACCUAAGCUUAUUCAAGAAACAGAAAACAUGAAAAAUAAAAUAGAAACUGUUAAAAAUCGAAUACAAGUAUUAACUCAACUAACAAAAGAGCAUGAACAGUCUUUUGAUCAAUUAAAACAACAAUUAAGUGAAUUAAACAAAGACUAUAUAAAUAAACAGACUUUCAGUGAAAAUUUAUCUUUAUGGAUUAGAAAAAAUGAAGAAAACUUAGUUAGUCAAUUCAAUGGAAAGUUAAAUAAAGAAUAUAAUCAAGUGAACCAAGUGUUACAGAAAAAAUCUGAAGAUUGUUAUAACAUAAAAAUGAAUGAAAAACAAUUACAAAUUGAAAAUGAUCGCUGUGAAGAAAGAAUACUAACUUGUCAGAAUGAAAUAGCCAAACUAAGAAAAUCUAUUGAACUGCUUGAAUCACGUCUAACCACUGCGCAAGAUUUACUUCAUUCUUCAAAUACGGAUUAUAAUCAAACGCACGCUAAACACUUAUCAGUAACAAACGAUUUGGAGUUAACUAAAUCACGAACAAGAGCAGAACAAGAUGAUACGCAAAACAUGUUGAAGUUUUUACAGAAUAGAAUUGAAGAGGAAUCUGCGCUUAGAAGCAAAAUGAUGGUAGAUCUCGAAAGAGAACUUCAGGAAUACGAGAACACAAAACAGGAUGGCUAUCGUAAACGAUUAGAACUGGCGGAAACAGCUAAACAGUUAGAAAGUGCAAUUGAAAAUGCCAAUGUAGAAUUAGAAGCUGUUCGAUUAAAUCAUAAAUGCUUUUCAGAGCGACUCAAUAAAGCACAAAUAGAAUACAAAAAAUUUGAAAGUCAAUGGAAUGAAGAAUAUUCUCUGAUGUGUGAGAAAAUAAAAACGCUUGGUAAUUCAUUGACAGAAUCUAAAACACAAGCCAGAGAAUUGAAGACAAGACAAAAAAAGUUGGAAUUAGAAAAAAACUCUCUGGAAGAAAGAAAAAGUAAACUACGUUUAUCUUUGUUGGCGUUAAUGAAAGUUAAUCUCAGAGCGACCACGAAAACUACUCAGCUAAGGUGUACAAUUGCUGACCUUAAAAAAGUGAAUAAAACACUCAAAUCAGAAAUGAAUAUCACUACAAAACGAAUUGAACAAAUGUGUCUUCUUCAAAAAUCUCGUGAACUGCAACAAUCUGAUCUGAUGAGAUCUCGUGAAUCAAUAUUGAAAAGUUUGAAGGAGGAAUUAAAAGAGAAACUUUCCUGUAACUUAACUCUUUCAAAUCAGUACAUCAGAACUCAAGAAGAACAAAGCAAAUUAUUAUCAUCGUACUAUUUAGCUGUUACGGAUUCAGUGUUAGAUCAAAAUCAGUUAUUCAACGCAGAGCUAAUUGCAGCAAUGUGCGCGAGGAAUUUACGCCAACACAGCUACUGGGAACAGAGAUUACAAGCCAAACAAGAUACAUUAGUUGAUGAUUUACUAAAUCAAAAUCGCAACAUUGAUCAGUUAGUACACGUAACUGGUAGUCAUUAUAUUACAGCGACACUAUCCUUGAAAUGUAAAACAUGA